This is a messenger RNA of Argiope bruennichi, 2845 nucleotides long. RefSeq names its product ankyrin repeat domain-containing protein 6-like (gene dgo). Gene Ontology annotation, molecular function: protein binding. Bases 555 to 2801 code for a protein of 748 amino acids. The transcript is spliced from 12 exons. The record is from RefSeq and is a predicted model, not a curated record. NCBI's taxonomy places the organism in Eukaryota, Metazoa, Arthropoda, Arachnida, Araneae, Araneidae.
ACUACCUGGAUCGGCGGACCGCGUUACAGAUACGUGUUUUUUGUUGUCCCAACAGGAUCGUGUCGGGUUUCUUCUGAUCUGAGUACAAUUUUUUUUUAUUUUAGUAAAAUCCUGCUGGAGAGCUUCCUUUUUUUAAAAAAAAAAAAUAUCUAUAAAUGGGGAUUUUUUCCAUUUAAUAUUUGUUGAUAGUCAGUACAAAUUUUUAUACAUAUUUUUUUUGCCAUAAACACUUACUAUAUGUGGAUUACGAAAUAUUUUGGAUAGUACUACCGUUCCGGAUGAAGAUUGGAUUCUGUGUUUAGAUUCCUCGUAUCUGGAUCAAUUUCUAAUGGAUAUAAGGAGUUAAAAUAGCCUGUUUUAUUCUGAAAUAUAUCUAGAAUGAGAAGAUUCUUGUAAGAAUAUGUGCCAAUCUGAUUGCAAAGAAUAUAGACUUUUCAAAUAUUUACAUGGAGGGAUUCAAGAAAUUUUACAGAAAUGUUGAAUAGCUCUAUGAGAAAUAAAUCGUCUGGUGUUGGCAGCUUGUGUCGUAUGUAGAAGAGUGGAAGAGGGGGGACAUGUCCUCCCCUGUCGAGCAGCUGCGGCAGGCCGCGGCAACGGGGAACUUGGACCAAGUGCGGGCACUUCUCAAGGCCGGAGUCAAAGCGGAUCCAGAUUUGGAAGGUAGAACUGCUCUUCAUUUAGCUUCAGCUAACGGACAUGCAGCAGUUGUUAAAGCUUUAAUAGAAGGUGGUGCCAAAAUUAAUGCGUUAGAUGCCGCUGGCUACAGUCCUCUGCACCAGGCGGCCACCGAAGGUCAUGAAGAAGUUGUGAAGCUCCUGCUUAAGAAUGGAUGCCAUGUCGAUACUCAGGACGAACUGCAUGGCAAUACAGCUCUCCACGAAGCAGCUUGGAAAGGUUUCAGUCGAACUGUAGAAAUUCUUUGCAAAAACAGAGCCAACUUCUAUAUAAAAAAUAAUGGUGGAUUCACGCCAUUACAUCUUUCCUGUCAAAAUGGCCACAAUCAGUGCUGCAGAAAUUUACUUUUGGCGGCUUGUAAACCGGACGUCAGGAACAGUCAGUAUGGUGAUACACCACUUCACACAGCAGCAAGAUAUGGCCAUGCUGGGGUGCUAAGAAUUCUAAUUAGCGCUUUCUGCAAUGUUAACGAGAAAAACAAAAAUGGAGAUACGGCUCUUCAUGUUUCUGUUGCAAUGGGAAGAAGUAAGCUGACACGUAUUCUUUUGGAAGCAGGAUGCGAUCAACAAAUAAGAAAUCAUCAAGGUGAAAUGGCACGUGAUAUUGCAGAGAGAAAAGAAUUCACGGAACUGGUAAAAUUAUUGGAUAACCCUCCUGUGACUUUGAUCCAUGUGGAACAACAGCAAACUAAAAAGAUUUCGAAGUCAUCAUCUAAGAAAAGAGAAAAGGACAGCCACACAUCGCAAGAAAGUGGCGAGAAGGAUAAGAAAGAUAAACACAAAAAAAGUAAGAAACAUCAUCACAAGGUUCAUUUUUCUGACAAGGAAAAGAAAGGUAAUGUUAGUCCGUAUGGAUGUCACAUGUAUCCAGAUAUGAAUUACUUUCCAACACUUAAGCUGAAGUCACUCCCACAAGAGCCUCUGAAAUCAGGAGAACAGUAUUAUGCUGAUCUGGCUGGAAAUAUUAAGAAGGGUCCGAGAGGGCUUGGAUACAUGUGCUAUUGUGCCCCAUUUUUUAAUCAUGUAGAGAAAAAACUGGAUGCCAAUAAGAAAGAGCUUUUUGAUCAUAUCGAUAGUAGAAAUGAAGAUCUGAAGGCGAAAAUAAAUCAUCUUGAGCAAAGGACUCAUGAUCAGCUAUUUAGCUUAAACCAAAAAAUGAAAGAAAGCUUAGCAUUGGAGCGAAGCGAAUGUGCAGAGCGUAUAGACAGAAGGCUUUUCAGAGAACGGCGUGAACUAGAGCAGCAACAAGAAACAAACUUACGGAAACUACAAUCAGAAAUGAAGUCUAUGUUAGGAAAAUCUCCAAAUGGAAGUAGAACAAAUGGACAUUGCGAGACACCUUUGGGAAAUGGUGCUAUGAACUACCAUAUUCAUAACGGGAACCAACCUUUAUUAAGGUCCAAAUCUGAAGAUCUACUCUCUGAAACAAACAGCAACCAUAACAGUGUGUCCCUUAUGUCCAGCACUGUUACUGGUGUUUCAAGAUUUACAAAUAACAGCAAUUAUCAAAGGACAUAUCUAAAUCCUGCACAGUGUGGAACAAAGCCAAAAGUCAUUAACAUAUCCAACAUUUCAUCCAAGAUGAGAUGCUUAGGAUAUCCAGAAUUGAAAAGCGAAAGUAGAAGUGAAGGUGAUUUGACCAGUUGUUAUACAGAAAAAAAUGAAUAUGACAUCAGAUCACCACCAGAUGGCAAUGUGAACUAUUCAGUGAAAUCUCCUUAUGGAACUGUUGUGGAGGACAGGCAACUACAAUGCAGCGCACAAGACCGAUGGAAUGCAAAUAAUGUUGGAGGUGGAGUUUUAUGGAAGAACACACAAUAUAAUAAAUUUUCAGGUGCUUUACCGGAUAAUAAACCUGUAUUUCCACCAGAUGCAGCAAAAAGUCCAAGCAGUUAUGUCACAGCUCGACCUACAUAUUGUACAAAUCAUAAUCAUGACCAAAAUAGACUUCAUAUCACAGAUAAUUCACAAAAUGAUCACAAGAGCCAAAUUAGGACUCCUGCAAAUGGUUUACAAUCCACAUUAAGGGAUGGUGUUUCUUUAUCUAGCAAUCAAAAUGGGAAUUCAAGUGAAAGGAGUCCUGUGCUCCCUGCAGGGUUAGAAAAUGAUGGAUCUAGUUUUGUUUGAAAAUACCAUUUUGUACAGAAAAAUAAAUUAUUUUUUUUACAUUA